This is a messenger RNA of Heterobilharzia americana, 528 nucleotides long. The record is from the annotation of a GenBank genome assembly. Lineage: Eukaryota; Metazoa; Platyhelminthes; Trematoda; Strigeidida; Schistosomatidae.
AUGACGGAUACAACAAAGUCCCAUUUGAAAAGGCUAUGGGAGUCUAUGAAAAGAUCACGCCGUUUCGAAAGAGAUAACUUAGAUACACCUCUUAAAAGAUGUCUGACAGCCUUCGAUCUUACUCUUCUGGGUAUAGGAAAUAUGGCUGGUGCAGGCAUAUAUGUUCUAACGGGUACCGUAAUCCGAGACAAAUCUGGACCCUCUACAUUCUUAUCCUACUUGGUUGCUGGGAUUACAGCUUUCUUGAAUGCUUUGUGUUAUGCUGAAUUGGGAUCACGAAUACCUAAGUCAGGAUCUGCAUACACCUAUACAUAUGUGGCAAGUGGAGAAUUCCUUGCGUUUAUUGUUGGAUGGUCAAUGAUCUUAGAAUAUGUUCUGUCUGUAUCAAGUGUUGCACGUGGUUGGAGUGGAACAGUUGAUGCAAUGACGCAACAUGCAAUAAGUAAUGGAACAAAAAUACUAUUGGAAGUUUUCCUUCCCAUGUGGAGUUUCUUGGUGACUAUCCGGAUUUCAUUGGUGCUUUGCUAA